Messenger RNA from Elephantulus edwardii (Cape elephant shrew), 720 nucleotides. RefSeq names its product chromosome unknown open reading frame, human C19orf80 (gene ANGPTL8). Gene Ontology annotation, biological process: regulation of lipid metabolic process; triglyceride homeostasis. Lineage: Eukaryota; Metazoa; Chordata; Mammalia; Macroscelidea; Macroscelididae. Bases 37 to 720 code for a protein of 227 amino acids. The record is from RefSeq and is a predicted model, not a curated record. The transcript has 6 exons.
CUGACCGGCAGGGCCUGGCUGGGGUCCUCGCCCACCAUGUACUGCACGCGCACGGCCAGGUUGCGCACGGAACCCUGGCGGCUGCUUAGGUUGAGGCUGUUUAUGCUCAGAGGCCCAAGCAUGAUGGCCAUGCACGCUCUGUGCCUGCUGUGGACCUUGGUGGCGGCGGCGCGGCCUCUCGUGGCAGCCCCCACGGGCGGCCCUGAACCGGCGCAGUACGAGGAGCUGACUCUGCUAUUCCACGGAGCCCUGCAGCUGGGCCAGGCCCUCAAUGGCGUGUACAAGACCACGGAGGCCCGGCUGACGGAGGCUGAACGCAGCCUGGGCCUCUACGGCCACGUACUGGAGCUCCUGGGGCAGGAGGUCCACCAGGGCCGGGCUGAGGCCCAGAAACUGCACACAAGCCUCUCGCAGAUACAGACGGAGGAGAAUGUGCUGGAGGUGCAGGCGGAAGCCAUGGCCCAGGCCCUGGAGGAGGUGGCGCAGAAACAGCAGGAGCUGUGGGGAAGGCUGCGGCAGCUAGAAGUCCGCUUGCGGGGUGCCUGGCUGGGCCCUGCCCACCACGAAUUUAAGGCCUUAAAGGAGCGCGCUGACAAGCAGAGUUACGUAGUGUGGGCCCUGACGGGCCUCAUACGACGCCAGCAGCGGGAGAUGGCAGCGCAGCAGGAAAGGCUGCGGAGUAUCCAGGAGAGACUCCACACGGCAGCGCUCCCCGCCUGA